Molecule: messenger RNA, 1755 nt
Organism: Morchella importuna
Lineage: Eukaryota; Fungi; Ascomycota; Pezizomycetes; Pezizales; Morchellaceae
Exons: 1
Coding region: 1-1755 (584 amino acids)
Source: RefSeq, a predicted model, not a curated record
AUGACCUCCCCCGACGACCUCAACCCCCCCAGCUACCUCCGCGGCUCCCCGCCCAGCAAUCUCUCCGACCCCUUCACCUCCAUCUCCUCUCCUCCCCCGCGCCGCAAAUCCCGCUUCACCACCGCAACCACUACGACGUCCACCUCCGCCCCUCACCUCCCCACGUACAAACCCCGCCGCGACCCGUUCGCCGCCAGCACCACCGAGGUAUCCUCCCCCCCAGCAAGCCUAAUGCUCCCACCCCCAGCCGUGACAACCUACGCCUACGCCCGCAGCUACUCGGCCUACUCCAACCAGCGCUCACUCCACUCCCUCCGGCAACAAUCCAAGCACCUCACCGAGCAGCUGCAGGUCCUCCUCGACGCCCAAUCCACCGCCCUCAUGUCCGGCGGCACCUUCGCCCCCGCACCACCAAAGCCCCCGCAGCAGCAGCAGCGCGGCGGGCGAAAGGGGCAGGGGCAAGGGCAAGGACCGCCGCCAAUGUCGCUCGGCGAGGCCCGCCACGGUAUAACACACAGCAUGAAGGAGCUCGCCGACAUCAAGGACGUCGAAUCGGACAUCUACGCCUCGCAAAUCUCGGACCGCCAGAGCCUCAUCAAGACGGUCACCGCCUGGGGCACGAAAACGAAGCUCCUCGAAGCCGAGAUCCACAGCAUCGAGGACGGCGACGAGGGCCGCCGCAUGGAGGCGCUCCGCACAGAGAAGGGCGAGCUCGAGGCAGAGAUCCAGCGCAUCCGCGUCCACCUCGCAAAAAUGGAGGACAAGCUCGCCGCGGUGUCCAUCCAGCUGGCCGAGGGCGAGUCCGUCGUCGGCGCAAAGACAUCGUCGUACAAGGCGGCGCUGGCCGCGCUGAAGACCAAGACCUCGGCCCUCCUGGCCUCGCACCGAUACGCGACGCCGGCGACGGCCGUCGAGUCGUGGACCCGGGAGUGCGAGGCGCUAUCCGAGAAGCAGUCGCAGGCAGGCGACGAGGGCGGCGCGCUACGCGACGGGAUCCUCCUCUGGGAAGACACGCUGCAGCUCGUCGGCGGCUUCGAGGAGCUGCUGCGCGCCCACAUGGCCACCGCCGCUGGCGCCGGCGCCGGCACGGGGAAGCGGGUCAGCACGGCAGACGUCAAGGCGCGCAUCCUGCAGGACAUUGAGGAGACGAUAGCGAAGCUGGAAGAGAUCCUGGCGCUCGCAGAGGCCAAGAACUGGAAGCUGCUGUGCUGCUGCGUGGGCGCGGAGCUGCAGGUGUUUCUUGAGGGGAGAGAGGUCAUGAAGAAGAGCAUGGAGGCCGACCGCAGCACCAUCAUCCCAGGCACUGGCACAAAGAGUACGCUCUCCAGCACGGAGGCGUCGAAAGCCCCCUCAUCCUCCUCCGAAGGCGGCAGUCAGCACGACGAGCGCAGCAGCAGCAUGACGCAGUCGCGCAGCUCACUUCGGGGCGGCCUGGGCAGCUUUGCGCCGGGGGGCGGGGGCGUGCGGAAGCUGGGUUCGUUGAGGAAGAGCUUGAGCCCGGCGGCGAGGCCGCUGAGUCUGCUGGACCGCAGGAGUGAUGAUGGACAGUCGCCGCAUGAGAAUGAUGGCGAUGAUGAGCGGGAUCGGGACGAGAGUGUGGAUUUGUUGCUGAAGGUGGAUAGUGUGGGUGAUGGGGUGCAGGAUGUGAGGGAUGGGAGGGACGGGAGGGAGGGGAGGGAGGGGAGGGAGGGGAGGGAGGGGAGGGAGGGGAGGGAGGGGAGGGGUGGGAGGGAUUAUUCGCCGUUGGAUGAUUGA